Messenger RNA from Castor canadensis (American beaver), 5589 nucleotides. The record is from RefSeq and is a predicted model, not a curated record. NCBI's taxonomy places the organism in Eukaryota, Metazoa, Chordata, Mammalia, Rodentia, Castoridae.
ACAUACAAGAAUUAAAUUCUGAAUAAGUCUACAGGUAGGAUGGACAGUUAUUUCAAAGCAGCUGUUAGUGACUUGGACAAACUCCUUGAUGAUUUUGAGCAGAACCCAGAUGAACAAGAUUAUCUUCAAGAUGCACAAAAUGCAUAUAAUUCUAACCCCUGUUCAGUUUCUUCAGAGUUGGCUUCUUCACAGCUCACUUCACUGCUAGCAAAGGACCAACAAUGCUUGAAUAGUUGUGCUUCAUCAGAAACAUGCUGUAAAACAAAUGAGAUUUUCCUGAAUGAAAAAACACCUGAGGAACCGACUUCUAUACAGAAUGAAAAAAAUGUAACUGGACUUGAUCUCCUUUCUUCUGUGGAUGGCAAUACUUCAGAUGAAAUCCAGCCUUUAUAUAUAAGAGGAUGUAGUAAACCUGUCUGUGACCUGAUAAGUGACAUGGGUAACUUAGUUCAUGCAACUAAUAGUGAAGAAGACAUUAAAAAAUUACUGCCAGAUGACUUUAAGUCUAGUGUAGAUUCUUUGAUUGAAUUGGAUUCAGCUUCAGUUUUAGGUACUCUUUCUGUUUCUUCAACAGACCAUGGUAGUAAUACUGUUAGAGAAAAACAGAAUAAUGUCAACUCUGAAUUACAAAGUAGAGAAAUUCAUGGAACCAAAGGGUUGGGCAUAAAAGUAGAUAAAACACUUUCAGAGUCUUGUAAAUACAAUGGAGUAGAAAUUUUGAAGGACAAAAAGAUCUCUAACCAGUUAGAACUAGUUGUUGACUUUGACAAGUCAUCUGUUUUCACUCAGCAAAGUUCUAACAUAUUUGAUGUCAAAGAUAACCCACAGAGUAGGAGCCUGCCAUGUGAAUUAUUAGAAGAUGAUGGCUGUUUAGUAAAAGAGGAGGUAGAUGUGGCAGUUACAAGUGCCACAGAAUGUUUAGAAGAAGGAGGCAGCACGAGUACUUUACCUGGCAGUCUUCCAACUAAUGAAGGUUUAUGCCUAAAUGACUCAAAUUCAAGAGAAGAAAAAUCCAAAUUACCUGACUUUUCAUUUGAGGAAGAUAGAACUGCUGUGUUUAUAAAACAAUCUGCAAAAGAAUACUCACAAAAUUUAGACCUUAAAGAUAAUAACAGUAGAACCCAAGAGUGCUCUUCAACUUUACAAGAUUCAAGUGAAGGUAUACACUCUUCCUUGUCCUGCCUUCCAUUAUCUGGGACUUUGUGUGGAUCAUUAAUUGACAGUAAGGCACAGGAUGAUGUUUUACCUCUGAAUGAAUCUAAAGAUCAUGAAGAAGAGGCAGUGACUACGCAUGAAGAAAACCAGAAGAGUUCUGUUCUAGAUGGGGAGCCCUUCAGGGAGACCAAUCUUUUGAAAAAGGAAAAAUGCAAAGCCAUACUUCUUCAGCCAGUAAAUGAAAAGAAGGGGGAAGGAAAGGUUGAACCUGAGCAGAUGAUAAUCAGAGUUGAAUCAUUGGAGUACCCUGAUAACACCAAUUCUAUAGCUGAAGAAUCUCAGGCAGAGCUCCCUGGUGCUAAUGGCCUAGAGUCUCCUGACCGUUGUGAAGGUCUCACUUUUUCAAGCAGUGAUAUGGAUGGGCAAGACUUAGAUUAUUUUAAUAUUGAUGAAAGCAUGAAAAGUAGCACACUAAUUAGUGACGCUGAACUUGAUGCUUUUCUGACGGGACAAUAUCUUCAGACCACUAACAUAAAGUCUUUCGAAGAAAAUGUAAGUGAUUCAAAAUCUCAAAUGAGUCAGGAAGAUAUGGAAGGCUUACAUGAUAGAAAUGUCAAUGACUUAUAUUUCAAUGCUGACGCAGGAGCUACUGGAGAAAGUGAUGAUGGUAAUAUGAAUUAUGAAACAGUUGAUAAACAGAAUACAACAGAAAAUGGUGGCCUAUCUGCAGGGAAAAAAAGCAUAAUUCCAAUUGAACAAGGGUUACCUACUAGUAAGUCUGACAUAAAUGAAUUACCAGUCUCUGAUAUUAACAGUCAGUCUAUUCAUGUUGGAGGGGCUAGACCUAAGCAACUGCUUAGCCUUCCAUCAAGAACAAGGAGUUCCAAGGAAGUUAAUAACCCAGAUGUUCCAAAAAUGCUAGAAAGUGAACCCAGCAUAGCAAAUACCUUGGCUCCAACCACUUGUACUGCGGAUCCUGCAAAUGAUCCUCAGAUUAGCUUCAACUCUAAUUACAUUGAUAUAGAAAGUAAUUUUGAAAGUGGGUCCAGUUUUGUAGCUGCAAAUGAGGACUCUCUGCCUGAAAACACUUGCAAAGAAGGAUUGGUUUUGGGCCAGAAGCAACCGACUUGGGUUCCUGAUUCAGAAGCUCCAAACUGUAUGAAAUGCCAAGUCAAAUUUACUUUUACAAAACGGCGACACCACUGCCGAGCAUGUGGAAAAGUAUUUUGUGGUGCCUGUUGUAAUAGGAAAUGUAAACUUCAGUAUCUAGAAAAGGAAGCAAGAGUAUGUGUAAUCUGCUAUGAGACUAUUAAUAAAGCUCAGGCAUUUGAAAGAAUGAUGAGUCCAACUGGUUCUAGUCUUAAAUCUAAUUCUGAUGAAUAUGCCACUGUUCAGCCACUUCAGGAGACCCAAGCAUCCAGUAUACCUUCACCUACAGUGUUGCCUGUCUCAGCACUCAAACAUCCAAGUGUUGAAGGACUGUGCUCCAAAGAACAGAAGAGAGUGUGGUUUGCAGAUGGCAUAUUGCCUAAUGGUGAAGUUGCAGACACAACAAAAUUAUCAUCUGGAAGUAAAAGAUGUUCUGAAGAUUUUAGCACUGUCUUACCCGAUGUGCCAGUGACUGUAAAUACAGGGAAUCAUACUCAUUCUACAACGGUGGGAAACCCAAACAACGAAAUAGGAGACAUUACAAGAAAUGAGAUAAUUCAGAGUCCUAUUUCUCAUGUUUCAUCUGUGGAAAAAUUGCCUAUAAACAUAGGAACUGAAGGGUUACCAAUUUCUGGUUCUUUUAUUCUAGAUGAUGAUGUUUUUGCAGAAAUUGAGGGGCCAUCUAAUCCAACUGGUGUCAUACUUAACAGCAAUUUAGCUGUUGCUAGUAUUUCAGAUUAUAGGUUAUUGUGUGCUGUUGACAAGUAUGUUCGUAAUAAGAUUAGUCUUCUACCUGACGAUGAGGACAGUUUGCCUCCGCUUUUGGUUGCAUCCAGAGAAGAGGGAUCAGUGUCUGUAGUACAAGAACAGCCAUCUCACGAGCAGAUCAUGUUGCUUCUUGAAGGUGAAGAGUUUCAUCCUGUCACAUUUGUCCUAAAUGCUAACCUACUUGUGAAUGUCAAACUAGUAUUAUAUUCCUCAGAUAAAUAUUGGUAUUUCUCAACCAAUGGAUUGCAUGGCUUGGGACAAGCAGAAAUUAUUAUCCUGUUGUUAUGUUUGCCAAAUGAAGAUACAGUUCCUAAGGACAUCUUCAAACUUUUCAUCACCAUGUAUAAGAAUGCUCUAAAAGGAAAAUACAUAGAAAACUUGGACAAUAUCACUUUUACUGAGAGUUUUCUCAAUAGCAAGGAUCAUGGAGGAUUUCUGUUUAUUACACCUACUUUUCAGAAACUUGAUGAUCUCCCCUUACCAAGUAGUCCUUUUCUUUGUGGAAUUCUCAUCCAGAAGCUGGAGAUUCCUUGGGCCAAAGUUUUUCCUAUGCGUUUAAUGUUGAGAUUGGGAGCUGAAUAUAAAGCAUAUCCUGUUCCUCUAACAAGCAUUAGGGGCCGAAAACCUCUCUUUGGAGAAAUAGGACACACUAUUAUGAACUUACUUGUGGACCUUCGAAACUACCAGUAUACUUUGCAUAAUAUAGACCAACUACUGAUUCAUAUGGAAAUGGGGAAAAGCUGUAUAAAAAUACCUCGGAAGAAAUACAGUGAUGUAAUGAAAGUAAUAAAUUCUUCUAAUGAACAUGUCAUUAGCAUUGGAGCUAGUUUUAGUACAGAAGCAGAUUCUCAUCUAGUCUGUGUACAGAAUGACGGAGUUUAUCAAACACAAGCCAACAGUGCUACUGGCCAUCCUAGAAAAGUGACAGGUGCAAGUUUUGUGGUAUUCAAUGGUGCUCUAAAAACAUCAUCAGGAUUUCUUGCUAAGUCCAGCAUAGUUGAAGAUGGCUUAAUGGUUCAAAUAACUCCAGAGACCAUGGAUGCCUUGCGGCUAGCUCUACGAGAGCAAAAGGACUUUAAAAUUACUUGUGGGAAAGUUGAUGCAGUAGACCUGAGAGAAUAUGUGGAUAUCUGCUGGGUAGAUUCUGAAGAAAAAGUAAAUAAAGGUGUUAUCAGUUCAGUGGAUGGAAUAUCAUUACAAGGAUUUCCAAGUGAAAAAAUAAAACUUGAAACAGAUUUUGAAACUGAUGAGAAGAUUGUAAAAUGUACUGAGGUGUUCUAUUUUCUAAAGGACCAGGAUUUAUCUACUUUGCCAACUUGUUAUCAGUUUGCAAAAGAAAUAGCCAUGGCUUGUAGCGCUGCACUGUGCCCCCACCUGAAAACUCUAAAGAGUAAUCGAAUGAAUAAAAUUGGACUCAGAGUUUCCAUUGACACUGAUAUGGUUGAAUUUCAGGCAGGAUGUGAAGGCCAGCUUCUGCCACAGCAUUACCUAAAUGAUCUCGAUAGUGCUCUGAUACCUGUGAUCCAUGGUGGGACAUCGAAUUCUAGUUUACCAUUAGAAAUAGAGUUAGUAUUUUUCAUUAUAGAAAACCUUUUUUAGUGAAAUGAUAUGCUGUAUUUUAUAUUGCAAACUGAUCUUUUAAACUUAUUCUAGUACUAAAGCUGAAAUGCCACAAACACAAAUUUGAUGAUUAAAACAUACAAGCUUUGCUUUGUAGGCAGGAAUAAUCUUAAGAAUUUAAGGAAUCUACAGUUUUUGAAGCUUUCCACCUAACACAGGUAUUAAAAUAACAAGGAUUUCUUCUGCCUUUAAGAAAUUUGUAGCAUUUAUUGUGUUAUCUAAAUAUUAAGCCAAAGUAUCUGCGCUUAGUUGUACCUCUUUAUGACAACAGUGAUCUUAAUGAAGGCUCUUUUCAGAUGUGACCUUAUGAAGGAGUAUCUGUUUUGUGUAUAUGCCAGUUAGAAUUCUGGUUUCUAAACUCUGUUAAAAAUGUAUUCCAAUGGCACAGAGCAGUUUCAAGAUCUUAGACAUAAUUCUUUGAAUAAAGCUGAUAACUUAUUUGUUUAAAUGGAAUGGAGUCCUACCUCCAUGAUUAGAAAAACUCUGUUUAGAUUUGAAUCAGAAUUUUGCCUUUUUUCUUUUCAAAUUAUUAUAUAUUGUUUUUCCUGAUUAAAUGGGUAUUCUUAAAACAAUUGUGGGUGCUUCAGGAUUUUGUGCUUCUAUGUUUAAAUAUAUUGUUUUUAUAGUAACAUAUGAUUUGGAAUGUGUUUUAUAAAUCUUUAAUAAUUUAUAAAUAGGUAAUAUUUUUGUAUCACAGUGCAUUAACUUUCCUUCUUCUUUCCAAAGUAUACCACUGUAUUUAUCACUUCUUAGAUUGAUUGACGACAGGCCAGAUGACCCCUGAAGUAGUCAUUAUGUAGCAAUAAAUAAAGCCUGAAACAGGUUUUUUAACUUUCAGGUUAAUCCUUAGAAAGUUUUGACAACUCUACAUAUUUUCAUUAACACCAGUGUAUGAAA